Messenger RNA from Cimex lectularius (bed bug), 3453 nucleotides. Its product is annotated as longitudinals lacking protein-like. Bases 575 to 1513 code for a protein of 312 amino acids. The record is from RefSeq and is a predicted model, not a curated record. Lineage: Eukaryota; Metazoa; Arthropoda; Insecta; Hemiptera; Cimicidae. Gene Ontology annotation, molecular function: protein binding. Gene Ontology annotation, cellular component: nucleus. Gene Ontology annotation, biological process: regulation of transcription by RNA polymerase II. The transcript has 4 exons.
UAUAAUCUGCUCUAUUCUUCAUUCUUUCUUAAUGCUUUUCUACUAAAUUAUUAACAGUUGAUACAGAAUAGACCAAAAACAGGCAGUUCUCUGUUUUCAUUGUAUGUUCUGGUCAUUGUUGCAUGGUGUUUAUGAUUGAACCAUCUAAGUGAUGGAUUCUGCUUAGUUUUUAGCUUUUUUUCAAAAGGAUGUGGUAGUUUAAGUUUGUAAUUGGACUAGUUGUAGCAUUUUACUGUAGCAUCAAGUGGUAAAAGAGUGUAAGAACACAUCAGGAUAUGACAUAUAAUGUCAAUAAGGGAGAGUAAGAUCAAGAUUCUUUUUGGUCCGAUCCUCCCGUUUUGGUGUUUUUCCAGCAUAUUCUAAGGUAUCAAGGAAGUCACUGCGUUUCGAAUGCGGGUCUUAUGUUUUCAGGACGGGUAAUAGGUCAUCGAAGGGCAGAGAGGUUGCUAAAGAUACGUGUUAGUGUUAUUGUUUUUCUGUUUCUUGGCUCUGCCGAGUUUUCCCACCAAGAAUUUCCAGGGGACCCAAAGGCGAAUCUGGUCUUUUUUAAGGUUUUGGAUACAUUUCCACCAGAAUGACGGCGAAUCAGCACUUCUGCCUCAAGUGGAACAAUCACCAGGACACGCUCAUCUCCCUCUUCUCGUCGCUCCUCGAUUCAAACACAUUCGUCGACUGCACACUGGCAGCAAGCGGAAAACAGAUAAAAGCUCACAAAAUGAUACUUUCCGCCUGCAGUCCUUAUUUUAAGGAGAUUUUAAUGGAACACGGAGACAUGCAUCCGAUAAUAAUCCUCAACAACGUCCAAUUCACUGAGUUGGUGGCCAUAGUCGAAUUCAUGUACCGGGGCGAGGUGAACGUGUCUCAGGACCAGUUGGCGAUAUUCCUCAAGGCGGCGAACGCCCUUCAGAUCAAAGGGCUGACAAACGACGAGGAAGAGAGGGUCACGACGACGGAAAAGAACGACGAAGGCGACGAUGAGGCAGGAGACGCAGAGGCGCCCAAAGAUCUUUCGGUGAGCGACGGCCUGCCGAGCAAUUACCACUCGAGCGACGAAUCAUUCCAAGAAGGCUCGAUACACAAGCUCGACAAUGAAAACGACGAUUCUCACUCAUACCCUGGGCCGUCAAAUCAGACAAAUCAAGGUGUGAUUUUUCCAGAUGCAAACACUUUUCCUCAAAAUCCAACAUUUUUAGGUUUAUUACAGCAACAGAAGAGAUUCUCGGAGGAAAAUAUCUCGCCUAUUGUUAGUUUCCCAGGGUAUUCGAAAAUGAUCCAGUUGAGAAGGCCGAAUGCGACGGAAAAGGACGCCAAUUUCAAAUGCGACGCCUGCUCCAAGUUUUACCGUUCCAAGACGAGCCUGAACCUCCACAAGAGAUGGGAGUGCGGGAAGGAGCCCAAGUUCGCCUGUCCGUACUGCGACAAAAAGUGCCACCAGAAAGGAAACCUCAAAGUGCACAUAAUAAGCAGACACCGCGACCGCAUACAGCAGCCUCAUAGCAAAAACAACACUUGAGCUUCUUUCGUCGGCCCGCUUUCGGUUUUUCCUCCCUCUUGUUCCUCGAUAACGUCUCCAAUAAGGUCUGAUCUCUCUUUCUACUUAUCGAAUCCUUGUAUCGCAAUGGAAAAAGUGCUGAACAAAUUUUAUCCAUUCUUUUAUUUUAUUUUUUCUAUUUGAAAAAGAAAUCUGCGUUUUUUUAACCCAUUGAAUGAGACGUGUUGAAAAAAAAAAUUCCCCUGACAGGACCAAAAAAUCAAAGACAAUAUUUCAGUACAAAUCCACUCGGAAAUUUUGCCAUUUUGAUUCCAAUUGCAAAGAUUCAAGUCAACUUUGUAUCAUUUCAAUGUACCAUCUGAAUUCAACCAAAUUCGCAGAAAAUGUGUCGUCUCGUUCUUCUCAUUGGGUUCGAAAUGGAAAAAUCCCAUGACUAGAAACGAUCAGGGAUGAAUAAACAACGCGUAAAAAUGAAAAAGCGCAGUUUUUUUAAUCAUUUCCAAUAUAAACUACCUCAUAAAGUUAUUUUCUGUCAAAAUUUAACUGUCUAAGGUAGAAAAUUAUCUUUUUAACAGAACCAGAGGUGUUCCUAGAUGAUUAACAUAUACAAAAAAAUAAAUAAAAGGCAGAAAUUCAAAUCCUAGGCCUUUUCUGAUAAUCAAUCCCUGAUUUACCGUAAGACGAACAUCAAUGUUUUAUCCAUGACAAUAAUUUGAAGUACUUAGCUUUUAUUGUAUUGGGAAAUUAUUCUCUUUGUCCUGUUUUAUCAUGUGCUAUUGACGUUUUUAUAAUUUACCAUAAUUUAUUUAUUCUUUUGUUUUUUCUUAUGUUUUUUAACACUACAAUCUCUAAUUUUUGUCGCAACAACUGGGAUUUUACGAUUUGUAUUUCUUCAAAAUCCGAACACAUUUUAGCUCGAUGAAAUUCCGUAUUUUUCUAGAGAAACAUUAUGUUGAGCGGUUAAUGCUGGCAGGUGAAGCCAAAAAAAAAUUUUUUUACAACAAAUUUGAGCAAAUUUCUGGCAAUGAGUGUUUUUAAUGUUGAUAAUUUUGUUCAGAUCUUUGAUUUUUUUUUUGUAUAUAGUUUUGAUACAAAUUUUGAACAAAAGAGAAAAAAAUUUAGUACUUAAAGAUCAGUUUCUUAUUGCAUGACGUUAAAUUAUGCUCUCUAUCUUAUAAUUUAAAACAAAAAAUAUAUAUAAAUAUGUAUAUCAUUAAUUAUUAUCAAUUAAAUAUAAUUGCUAUUAUAUUAGGCUGAUAAUAUUUAAAAAGAAGGGAAAAUAUUAUUUAAAAAAAAUAAUUAAAAAUCCAAAAAAAAAAAAUUAUUAUUAUUCGGGAAAAAAAGAUAGUUUGUAGGUAGACAUCUUCCACCGUGUUUUGUAUAGAUUAUACGGUCAGAGAAAAUGGUAACUUUGCAGUAUCACCAAAGUAUUUAGUAGUUUGUAAAACUCGGUUUUAAGCGGAUACGUAAUAAGCGGCCAGCCUUGUUCUCAGUACAAUACAAAACUAAAAGCAUCCUUUUUUUAUUUUAGUUUUUAUUUUCGUUUUCGAGAGGCUGUGAGCGAAAUCAUUUGAACAAUAACUUUUGUACAAAUAGGUGUUUCUCCGUUUGCCCCCCCCCCCACAAAUACUCCCAACUACAAUCCCACGGAUUAGAAUCUAUAUUUUAGUAAAACAAAAAAAUUUUAUAUAGACACGAGACUUUCUUAUAGUAAAAAAAGGAAUAAUUAAAGAAUAAAAGACAAAUGAUCAUUAGUAUUUUUUAGAUGGAAAAAGGUUGUUUUUACAAUAAGUAUAGCGGAAAGAGAAAUUCCCACUCGCAAGAUUUUUUAAAAACCAGCUAUUUUUUUAUUUUAUGACUGUACAUGAUUACAUUACAACAGGCUUGAUCUUUUUUUUUUAUUUGUAAAAUCGAGCCUCGAGUCAAUUAAAACUGUUGUUACCAGUGGUGAAAAACCCUUA